Hevea brasiliensis (rubber tree) is the source of this 772-nucleotide messenger RNA. Its product is annotated as cold shock domain-containing protein 3-like. The record is from RefSeq and is a predicted model, not a curated record. Gene Ontology annotation, molecular function: zinc ion binding; nucleic acid binding. The coding region runs from base 1 to 759 and encodes 252 amino acids. The transcript has 5 exons. NCBI's taxonomy places the organism in Eukaryota, Viridiplantae, Streptophyta, Magnoliopsida, Malpighiales, Euphorbiaceae.
AUGGAAAAGUUUUCACAUGAACCUCAAUGUGCAAAAGACAUAAAAUUUGAUGCAAGUCAAUAUGAGUUCUUUGGGAAAAAUGUGGUGGAUUACGAGCUAGGCGGAUUCGAGGAAGCUGUGGAUAAUGCUUCUGCUGAGAAGGCUCAAGAUCAUCAAGAUCUCCAAUCAUCUGGAAAACAGAAGGUUAAAGAAGUUGCAUCCUCCUCAUUCUAUAUUAAUGAUCUUGCAAUUUCUUUCACAAGGUUGAACAGGAUUAGUGAACCAAGAAGAGAUGAGAAGAGAGUCCCUUCUUCUACCAUGGAAAUGAGAGGAUUCGGCAACAAUAGGAGAAGGAGAGGAACAGUGAAAUGGUAUAACAAUCAAAGAGGGUAUGGAUUUAUAACACCAAAUGAUGGUGGGGCAGAUGUAUUUGUGCACUACUCAUCUCUGAAGUCUGAUGGGUGCAUACACCUGUCCCCUGGCACAUUAGUGGAGUAUGAAAGUGUUCUAAGUGCUUCUGAUGCCAAAAUGCAAGCAAUUAAUGUGACCGCUCCAGGCGGAAGAUUGCUUCAAGACAGUAGAAAAGCUGGUCUUGGAGAGGCAACCACCACCAGCAGCAAUGCUGUUGGUCCUUGUUUCAAUUGUGGGGAAUGGGGUCACAUAGCCAAGAAUUGCUCCAUUGUUGCACAAGGUCAUCAAGGUGGCAGUGUAUGGUUCGGUUUUGCUUCUUGUUGUUACUGUGGAAAAAUGGGUCAUCUAGCUAAUAAUUGUCCUUAUUAAAAAUUGACGUAAG